AUGUCAGAGACGCUUCAACCCGACGCCAACUACGGCCAUCUUCCAUUUGACAUCUUCCUCUCCGAACAAUGGGACCCAAAUGCCGCAGUAGACAAUCAGCAACAAUGGGAAUCUCUCGUCGAGGAAUGGCAACAGCUAACGCUAAUUCAACGCUGGCCCUAUCAGAACCUGGCCGAGUACUCUCCCCCGAACAUCAGCGAAGCGAUCCGGUCCGUACUGGCCACCCACCAGACCAUCCACGAGCGCAACUGUAGUCUGGUCACCUGCGAUGGUUGGCAGACUAUCUGGCUCCGAACCUGCUAUGACCCGCAUCUCGAGAAUACAUACGCACAGAUAAAACGACAAUCAGGUGUCCCAGGAUGGGGUAUCUCCGGGAAUAAAAUCCUGGACGAUCCUACUCGAUACAACUUUGAGGAUGAUUGGCGCAGGGUAAUCUUCUGUAUGCCCGGAAUUACCGAUUUCGGAGGUGUGGUUGAUAUGGAUGGUGAGGGGGGCGAUUUGCAGUACAAGAAUGUGCAGAAUGAUGCGUGGAUGGUCGAGCAGGCUGAGAUUGAUGCAGAUUGGUGGAACCUUGCACACGCAGGGCUGAGAAUUCAGGUUGGGGUUUAUUUGGUGGAUCGGGAAGCUAUCGAAUCAGGAACGAUCAAGAUUCUUUGGUUGGAUGAACAUGCGGAGGUUAUUUGGGAGAAUCGCUUGGACCCUUGGGUGGCCAAUUUGGAGGGCUUGACUGGGGCACAUCUCAGUACUGCCAGCUUGGCGGAAUUGGUGGGAUAUGACGGGACUUGGGGGGCGAUGAUUGAGAGCUAAACCCUCACUGUUUCUUUGUUGGCUGUGCUGUUGUACGGCCCAAUGUCUCUUCGCUUACAGGCAUCAUGUAUGUACUGCUAGGAUUGCACUGUACAACCCCCAUCAGAUAAG
Aspergillus sclerotioniger CBS 115572 is the source of this 918-nucleotide messenger RNA. RefSeq lists its product as uncharacterized. NCBI's taxonomy places the organism in Eukaryota, Fungi, Ascomycota, Eurotiomycetes, Eurotiales, Aspergillaceae. The record is from RefSeq and is a predicted model, not a curated record. The coding region runs from base 1 to 807 and encodes 268 amino acids. The transcript is spliced from 3 exons.